AUGGUUGCCGGACGAUUACUCUUUGCCAGCAUCCUCGCGCUGAGUCAGGGCACCCUCGGCCUGGCUGCAAGCGCUGGUGCAACUGUAUCAACACCAUUUCCGACGAGUGUGAAGCUCAACUCCACGCUUAACGGGUUUAUCGACAAUGCCCAGAUCACGGGGACUGCUCUCAAGCUCCAGGGUGAAGCCUCGGACCUUCUGAAAGACAUCAAGAACGGAGCCUUCGAAGCCGGCAAAGUUUCCAGCAUCGACCCGGCUGACCAGGAAAAGAUCGCCGAUGCAAUUGUCCCUCUUUCGGAGAAUGUUGUCUCUUUGAUCAACGGUUUUGUUGCCAAGAAGCCUGUCUUCCAGAAGGCUGUUUUAGGGGGCUCCGCCGACGGUCUGGUCGAGAAGGACCUGCGGGAUCUGAAGGAGGCCACGGACAGCUUGGGCCAGACAGCUCUCAAGUCUUUUUCGGGGACUCCAAAAGACAAGGCAACUUCUGUUCUGAAGGAGUUUGAUGAGCAUUUUGCCAACGCCAUCAAGACUUUCUCUAUUUAA
Molecule: messenger RNA, 540 nt
Organism: Penicillium subrubescens
Lineage: Eukaryota; Fungi; Ascomycota; Eurotiomycetes; Eurotiales; Aspergillaceae
Product: cell wall mannoprotein 1 family protein
Exons: 2
Coding region: 1-540 (179 amino acids)
Cellular component (GO): extracellular region
Source: RefSeq, a predicted model, not a curated record